Vicia faba (fava bean) is the source of this 1191-nucleotide messenger RNA. Lineage: Eukaryota; Viridiplantae; Streptophyta; Magnoliopsida; Fabales; Fabaceae. The record is from the annotation of a GenBank genome assembly.
AUGGUUCGUGUGGGUCUUCCAAAGAAGAACCCUAAAGUUUUGAAACCCGCUUUCACCAUUCCUCCCAAACUGUUACAAUCCCUUGUAGAAGACCCUAAAUGGGAUGAAAAAGGCAGCGUCACACAAAACUACAAUUCCUUCGGCGUCGUCAAUGACCCUAACUCCCUCACCGAUUCUCUUCGAGCUCCUCCUUCUGUCUCCGAUGACCCCAACGAUUCUGGCAGUGACCUCGAAGAAGACGGACAACCUCAUGAGGUGGCGGAAUCGAGUGGUAUCGUAGCUAUAUGGCUUAUACCUUUGCAUUUCAGUUUUGCGUUUCAGUUUCCUCUUCAGAGGUUUCUACAGUGCCAGCUGAAAACAGGUGUGAUUGCAUGGGUUUCUCUUUUGGGUUUAGUGGUGAAUGUUGUAUUGAGUUGGUUGUUGGUUUAUGUUUGGGAUUUUGGGCUUAUUGGUGCUGCAAUAGCUUUGGAUGUUUCAUGGUGGGUAUUGGUAAUUGGGAUGUUUGGGUACACAGUUUGUGGGGGUUGUCCUUUGACUUGGAAUGGUUUUUCAAUGGAAGCAUUUUCUGGCCUUUGGGAAUUCUUCAAACUGUCAUUAGCUUCAGGGGUGAUGCUUUGUUUAGAGAAUUGGUAUUACAGGAUACUGCUGCUUAUGACAGGUCAGUUGGAAAAUGCAACAGUUGCUGUUGAUGCAUUGUUUGUAUGUAUGACUAUCAAUGGAUGGGAAAUGAUGAUUCCAUUUGCCUUCUUUGCCGGUACCGGGGUGCGAGUGGCGAACGAACUUGGAGCAGGAAAAUGGAAGUCAGCAAAAUUCGCAAUGCAAGUAUCACUCGUACAAUCAACAGUGAUUGGAUUAAUAUUUUGUAUUCUUAUAGUGAUAUUCAAAAGAGAGUUUGCAUAUAUUUUCACCUCGAGCACUCAUGUUCUUCAAACUGUUAAUGAUAUGUCAAUUCUCUUGGGAGUCAGCAUUGUUCUCAAUAGUGUUCAACCCGUUCUAUCAGGUGUAGCUGUUGGUUCGGGAUGGCAACGUCUUUAUAUUAGUCGGCUAGUUGAGAAAUAUGGAGCUGAUUUUCAGAGAAUGAUGAUGGAUAUAAAGCUAAAUCCUAUGCAGCAUUCUGUUGGAACUUUAGAGAAAUUGUGUAUGAGCUAUUACAUUUACAAGAACAAGAAUCCUCUUAUUGUUGGAAGAUGA